AUGGCCGGCGGAGGGUGGCCGGUGCCCGGCGGCGAUUUCUUGUCCCCGCCGCCGCCGCCUUCCCCGCUGGAGCCGCCGGGGGAGGCUGCUGGGGCUGCCGCGGCGGAGCCCGACCUGGACCAGUGGCGGCAGUACCAGGAGAGCGAGCGGCACUGGGCGCUGCGCAAGCAGUUCGUGCUUCGCAACCUGCCCGGCUACCCGGGGGCCAGCGUGGAGAGGCUGCUGUCGUUCUCCCAGGUCUGGAGCAACCACCUCUUCAUGGGGUGCAGGUAUGGCUCUCAAGUUAUGGAGAAAGUCCUCCAGAUGGCUGAAGGGAUUGACAUUGGCGAAAUGCCAUCGUUCGAGUUGGUGCCCGGUGCUAAGGCGACUAAAAGGCCACACUCACCCUUCGAUGGCGCUCCUCGCAGUUCCGAACCUCCAAGAAAACAGCCUCCCAAAUUCCGUGUCAGACCUCGUUUUGAGCCCAUACAUUUUGUAGCCAGCAAUACAAAAGAUGAAGGAAAGGAACAGCCUUCCGAAAACCAAACACAGGAUGUCACUGAGAAUAUCACAACUCAGCAGAUACAAAACUACGCAGAUCAGGUCUUCAGCAGCUUCAGUACACAGGAUGGGGACCUCCAGUUUUCCGGUUCAGUGGGUUUAGGCUACACAAGUAGUCAAACUAACCAAGCAGGAGCCAGCACAGUUUCCAACAGCAAAGACACUUCCACAAAUGCUGGUGCAGCCGUUUCAACCUCUCCUGCCAUUCUCCAAUCCACCUCUGAAACGUUCCCCACGUCGGCUGUAACAGCCAAGCAGUGUUUUAUUAACAAACUGGUAGCGGCCGUGCGUAAAAACCUUGCGAAUUCCAACGGGCCUGAUAAAAUUAACUACACUUACCUUUUGACGCGAUCCAUACAGGCUUGCAAGACCAAUCCUGAGUAUAUUUAUUCCCCCUUGAAAGAAAUUUCUCCUGGUGACCUCCCCAAGAACAAGAAGCUUCUGAAAGAAGGUUUUGCGUGUGAGGUGAGAUGCCAGAAUGUGUAUUUGACCACAGGGUAUGCUGGAAGCAAAAAUGGUUCCAGGGACCGAGCUACAGAACUAGCAGUGAUGCUGCUGCAGAAGCCUGUGGAGGUCAAAGUGGCUCAGCGGAAGUUCAAGGGCACGACCCGUGAGGAUUUGGUGCUGUGUGAGAGUGGCACAAGUCCAGAAUUUCCACCAGCUCUCAAACAGUUGGAUGACUUUAUUGCUGCCAUGACAGAAUGCGCGCCUGGGCAGCCAAACUCUGAUCCACAGCAGGGGCCCAGUUCAACGAAACACUGGACUAACUUUGUCCUUACGGAAAAUGCCAGUGAUGCGAUUGGGAUACUGAACAAUUCAGCCUCCUUUAACAAAAUGACCAUUGAAUACAAAUACUUCUUGAUGCCCAACCGCCUGUGGCGCUGCAAAGUCUACUUGCAAGACCACUUUUUAGCGGAAGGGUAUGGCACCAAGAAGACCAGUAAGCAUGCUGCUGCGGACGAAGCCCUAAAAAUUCUUCAGAAGACUCAGUCUAAUGCUGGAGCCACCAAGACAGUCCAGGUUCAGAAAGUAGGCAACGCUGGACAGGGUCCUGGGAAGAAAAAAGAUCUGAAGGAUCUCGUCGUUUAUGAGAACUCUAUGAAUCCUGUGUGUACACUGAAUGACACAGCACAGUUCAACAAGAUGACUGUGGAGUAUGUCUUUGAAAGGAUGACAGGAAUGCGGUGGAAAUGCAAGGUGAUGCUCGAGAAUGAAUUAAUCGCCGAAGCAGUCGGGGUUAAGAAGACUGUAAAGCACGUAGCAGCAGAGGAAGCAGUGAAAGUGCUCAAAAAAACACAGCCAACUGUUGUAAACAACCUGAAAAAAGGUACCAUUGAGGAUGUCAUUUCAAGGAACGAGAUCUGUGGUCGCUCCGCAGAAGAAGCUUUGAAACAGCAGAUCAAGGAAGACAACAUUGGGAAUCAGAUUUUAAGAAAAAUGGGCUGGACGGGUGGUGGCUUGGGCAAAAGUGGGGAAGGGAUUCGGGAGCCAAUUGCUGUGAAGGAACAGUUCAAAAGAGAAGGACUUGGGCUAGAUGUUGAAAGGGGGUCAAAAAUUGCCAAGAAAGACAUUGAGCAGAUCAUCCAGAAUUAUGCCUUUUCAGACAGUAAGAUUGACCUGACUUUCUCCACAGAACUGACCAAUGAUGAACGCAAACAGAUACAUCAGAUUGCCCAAAAAUAUGGGCUUAAGAGUAAAUCCCAUGGCCAGGGCCGUGAUAGAUAUUUGGUGGUUAGCCGGAAAAGGCGCAAAGAAGACUUGUUAGAUCAACUAAAGCAAGAUGGUCAAGUUGGCCAUUAUGAACUCAUCAUGCCCCAGGAUAAAUAAUAUCUGAA
Euleptes europaea (tarantolino) is the source of this 2375-nucleotide messenger RNA. RefSeq names its product NFKB repressing factor (gene NKRF). Lineage: Eukaryota; Metazoa; Chordata; Lepidosauria; Squamata; Sphaerodactylidae. The record is from RefSeq and is a predicted model, not a curated record. Gene Ontology annotation, cellular component: nucleolus; nucleoplasm. The coding region runs from base 1 to 2367 and encodes 788 amino acids. Gene Ontology annotation, molecular function: nucleic acid binding. The transcript is spliced from 3 exons.